CACACACACACACACACACACACACACACACACACACACACACACACACACACACACGGACAGAUUUAUACAACAGCGUCACCGUGGAGUCUCGUGCUCGUGCUCUCGCUCUCGCACCGCAUCACGUGACCAGAGCAGGCCAACAUGGCGGCGGACGCGGAGGCCACCAAGUCUCUGAGCGGUUUGCUGAACGGAAUCGCCCAGAAAGUUUAUUACAACAACGAGGAAAUCACGGAGGAGCUGCUGAAGAGUGAGCUGUACCCCGAGCUGAGCCAGGACGAGUUCACGGCGCUGCAUGAGAAGAUGAAGGCGCUGCUGAAGUCCAUCGCCACGGCAGACAUGGACCACGGCCAGCUGGACGCCUUCCUCACCGCUCAGACCAGGAAGCAGGGCGGUGGGGGGGUGAGCGCCGAGCAGGCCGCCGCCUUGUCCCGCUUCUGGAAGAGCCAGCGGGUCCGGGUGAGGGAGAGCCUGCUGGCCCAGAGCCGCUGGGAGCCCGGCCUCAGGGGUCUGUCCUGGAGGGUGGACCUCCAGACGGCGGCGAGCCGUGGCGGGACGGCGAGCCACGGCGGGCCGGUGGCCCUCAUGGAGCUGGAGCUGGGCCGGGCGGGACAGGAGUCUGAGUUUGUGUGUCUGGAGUUCGAUGAAGCCAAAGUGAACCAGGUGCUGAAGAAGAUGGCCGACAUCCAGGAGAGCAUCGACAGCAUCGUUCACCGCACUUGAGACUCUGUGUGUGUGUGUGUGUUUCAGAGAGUGUUUGUGUGUGUGUGUGUGUGUCUAAGUUUAUCCGGGGACAGUAUAGAGCGCCGGUGCGGUUUCUCAGUCUGAGAGGCGUCUGUCCUCUGAGUGACUCCGUCUCUCUUCCUGCACUCGGCUGGUUUCCUGUUUGCCGCACCAUCUGGCCUGUUUCCUCUCGCUCUCCCGCGUCGGACGGAGACACACAAACUGUUCGCCGAAGCCUUAAAGGCGUUCAGGAACCAGCCUGAGCUCCGCCGGAUCCACCACAGCCCCCGUGCCUCCCGUCAAGCUCACAGAGGCCAAACUGUUAGAAUACAUUCCCAGUUAUAUACGUAUAUACAUAAAUAUAUAUAUAUAUAUAUACAUGUGUUUGUUAUUUGACCAGCUACAUUUGGAUUUGUUCGCAUUUCCUCUUGAAGAAUCUGAGCUUUUUGAACGCAUCAAACUCCAAAUGUGGGACUGUUUUAUUUCUGUGUUUGGUCGAUAAUGAGUUUUUUUUUUUUUUUUGAAUAUCUGAUGCACUAUAAAAACAAUCUCAAUGCUUACAAUUUAUUUACUCUUAAAAAUUGAGUUUUUCUUAAGGCAGAAU
Messenger RNA from Myripristis murdjan (pinecone soldierfish), 1327 nucleotides. RefSeq names its product copper metabolism (Murr1) domain containing 1 (gene commd1). The transcript has 3 exons. NCBI's taxonomy places the organism in Eukaryota, Metazoa, Chordata, Actinopteri, Holocentriformes, Holocentridae. Gene Ontology annotation, cellular component: endosome. The record is from RefSeq and is a predicted model, not a curated record. The coding region runs from base 145 to 723 and encodes 192 amino acids. Gene Ontology annotation, biological process: negative regulation of sodium ion transmembrane transport; negative regulation of protein localization to cell surface; copper ion homeostasis.